Adineta steineri is the source of this 1485-nucleotide messenger RNA. The record is from the annotation of a GenBank genome assembly. Lineage: Eukaryota; Metazoa; Rotifera; Eurotatoria; Adinetida; Adinetidae.
AUGAUUGUGGAAAAUACGUCCUGUUGUGUUGUUAAUUAUCAGAGUGCAUACUGGCGUGAUUUAGCUUUACCAAAAGGAAUCGGUGUAUCUGGUUGGUGGAGUUUUUUCAGUUUGAUUGAUCUACGAUUGAGACCCAAUGGCAAAUAUAAUACUCCUCCUGUAUCAACAAUGAUAUCUCCAAUCUUUAUACCAGUAGGAGUUCAACAAAUCAUUGUUAUAACGACAAUCGAUGCCGACAGUGAUGAAGUACGAUGUCGUUUUGCUAAGAAUAAUAAUGAGUGUGCCAGUGUAUGUCCUCCAGACUCGUUACCAAGUGGAACUAUACUUUAUUCAAAUUGCACAUUGUUCAUCACCGGUUCGACUCUAUUCGAUUGGUAUGCAGUAGCAGUUGUGGUUGAAGAUUUCAUCGACUCUACUUCGACUAUUCCUUUAAGUAUCAUUCCUAUUCAAUUUUUAAUUAAUGUACAAAAUAAACCACGAUGCAAUGAUCGUCCUCUUCUUACUCAUGUUGACAAUCAACAGAAACAAUGUUUUGGAGUUGUAGUUAAUAAACCAAUUGAAAUUGAACUCGUAGCUGAAAAUUUUUGUCCAAGUACGACAAUAAUCAAAGAUAUUGCCGUAUUAUCAUUUUCAUCUCUUGUUAAAAAAUCUAUUGAACAAAAGACACCAAGUUCAUGGUCAACUUUAUUAACAUGGACACCAACAAUCGAACAAGUAGGAUCACAAGUUCUUUGUGCUAUAGCUCUUGACAGUGACAAUACUCAGUCAAAUCAAUACUGUAUGACAUUUAUAGUAGUUGCAGAUGGUAUUCCAUUGUGUCCAGGAGAACAGGAGUUGACAACAGUUGUUUUCACGUCGAUAGAUCAUAAUAAAGAGCCAGAUGUAACAUCAAUGAACGUCAAUGAUUCGUCUCUGCCACAGUCGUCAUCUUCUGCUGAAGAUUUGGAUUCAAACAGUUCAAUACCAUUGUCUUCUGCUGAAGAUUUAGAUCCAAUCAGUCCAAUAUCAUCAUCUUCUAAGCCGAAUUUAGAUUCAACUAUUCCAAUAACAUUCUCUUCAGUUUGUAAGUAUUCAUGGCCUUGGCCUUGGCUUGCACCUGUUCUUGCAUCUCUUAUCACAUUUUUACUCACAAGUCUUUGCUGUUGUUCUGAUAAAAAUCGAAAAAACCGUGUAUCUCAAAAUAAGAUCGUUCAUCAAGGUAAUAUCAUACGUCAACCGACUCGUCCUUACAAGGUUUAUAAUGCUUUUGAACGUGAUCAACAUGCAAAACAGAGCAAUCAUUCGCCAGUUUUAGAAAAGCAAAUAUCAUCUGAUGACGCCAGACCAGCAUCAAAAAUAUCAAGAGUCAUUUCAAAUCCGAUCUCGCCAGUACCAUCAAUAGAUAAUAACCGACCUCGUUCGCAAGUAGUAACACCAUUACAAGCAUAUGUAUUUGGCCGUCGAGUUACACCAAUAGCAACAAUUGAGAACAAUAAUGAACAUUAA